GGGGAACCGGUGGAACCAAUCAGACGGGAGGUUUUUGCGCUUGCGAGCGGGGGGAGGGGGUCGUCUGCUGGCAAUUUGCUUUUAUUUUUGGAGGAAAUAAAUAAAAUUCGGAAUUUGUAUCACAGAAAUAAACAGGGGGCUGUGGGUGAGGGGGAGCAGUCGGUGAGGGGGUGCAACGCGACCAUCGUUACCAAGCCCGGGCCGGGGGCUCGCUCGCUGCUGCCGGUUGUCGGCGGCCCAGGCCUCGCCUCACCAAGUGUGUCCUUCGCCUCCCUCCACUUCCACGUCUUCCAGUCCUGUUCUCCAAGAAUAGGGGAUAUUUCCGAUUCAUAAUGAAGAUUUCUUGGCUCCUGAGUCACAGGCUAUUCAUCUCCCCAGCCCACUGGUGGUUCCUCUGCUCUGUCAUUCCUCUGCUAUUUCUGGAGUUUGUUGCCACAGAACAGGACUCCUGUCAGAUUUGCCGUCAUAUUGCUGAGAACUUCAGGAAGGGAAUGGAAAAAACUGCAAACAAGAAUUUUGGUGGUGGGAACAGUGACUGGGAGAAGAAAAAUUUGGCAAAGUAUGAAAUCAGUGAGACUCGCCUGCUGGAGAUCAUAGAGAUGCUCUGUGAAAGCAUGAAUUUUGAUUGUAAUCAGAUGGUAGAACAAAGUGAAGAGCACAUUGAAAAUUGGUGGUUCAAAAAACAGGAGGAGCACCCAGAUCUAUUCCAGUGGCUCUGUAUGGAUACCAUCAAAAUGUGCUGUCCUGCUGGUACCUUUGGACCUGAAUGUCUGUCAUGUACGGGUGGAUCAACAAAGCCAUGCAGUGGAUAUGGUCAAUGUGAUGGUGAUGGAACACGGACUGGGACUGGGCUUUGUAAUUGUAAUCAAGGCUAUGCAGGUUCUGUAUGCAUGGAGUGUGCUGAUGGAUACUUUGAAGAGUUAAGGAAUGAUACCCAACUGGUAUGUAAAGAAUGCUACAAAUCCUGCAAGAAGUGCACAGGUCCUGAGGAUUAUAAAUGUCAAGACUGCAAAGUUGGUUGGUUCUUUCAUGAAGACAAGUGCUUAGAUAUCGAUGAGUGUGACACAGAGCUGCAGAGUUGUAAGGCUGGUCAGUAUUGUGUAAACACGGAAGGCUCCUAUGAGUGUAGAGGUUGCGACAAAGCCUGUUUGACUUGUAUGGGAGCUGGACCCAGUAGAUGUAAAAAAUGUAAUAAAGGUUAUCAGAUGGAGGGAGCAAAGUGUCUGGAUAUCAAUGAGUGCAACAGUGAGAAACCACUCUGUAAUGGUGCAUACGAAGAGUGUGAAAACACAGAUGGCAGCUAUCUCUGUGGCUGUAUUGAGGGAUACACGAAACAAGAUGGUGUAUGUGUUGAGGACAAGCUGUCUCCAGCCCCUGAAGAAGGUCUCUUUGACAAUGUCACUGAGGAUGAGAUGGUAGUCCUACAACAAAUGUUUUUUGGUGUCAUCAUAUGUGCACUGGCAACACUUGCAGCAAAGGGAGAUAUGGUCUUCACCUCUAUCUUCAUUGGUGCUAUUGCAGCAACUGCAGGGUACUGGCUAUCGGAGAAAUCAGACCGUCUUGUGGAUGGAUUUCUUAAAGGAAAAUAAUGAGGAAUAUAAUUUAAGUUAAUCAGACAAUUAUCUGUGGUAAUAGUUGACUUGGAAAAAAGAAAACUGGCUUGUUACCCAGCGGACUGCUUUAGCAGAGCCAGUGAUUGAGAAUACCAGUUUGAAAUUAUGGGUAAAAUGUCUAUAUAUAAAUAAUGAAUUCAACACAAACUGCAUGUUUGAAAACCCAAGAUUUAUGUACAGAAGGCAUGAGUGAGGAUGUCCAUAUCAGAACAGCCCUCAUGCUUGUACUUUUUGGUGAAUACUGAGUUUAGGUAAAUUGUACAAUGAUGUAACUUCCUGAGUAAUCCACUAAUUUAUUGUAAAACGCUGCUGCAUGGGCUUGAUCCACAUACUUAGUUAUCAGAGGAGAAAUAUUCUGUCACUUUUCAAGUAAGUCAUACUUCCAGUUGUAAAACAUUUUCGGAGAAAUAGCCCAAGUUCAGCCAGGUAGACCAUGGAUUUGUUUAAUAAACUUGUUGGUGUCCAUUUUGUACUCCCUAGACUGGCAAUGGAUUGGUCAUUUAUCUGGUCCCACUCUGUACGUCUCUUAGUUUAUAGCUACUAUAUUGAGUCUGGAGUUCUCAUCCAAACAUUUUAUUUUUCUUUUUUAAAAGUUGUCUUAAAUGGGUGAGAAUUGAGCACAUAACCAAUGUCAGACACAAAAUGAAUACAGGUCUGGUUGAAAUUGAUGCACAGCAUGGAUUAGUGAAACUGUGUUUUGGACUGUGAUAGUAGGAUGAUUAGAAGAUAAUUUGCACUGCUGAUUUCUGUUCCGUAAGUAACUUGUUUCCUUGACCCACUGAAUUGAUUUAUGUUAGGAAAAUUUAAGUUUAGAAAUGCUACUUAAGCAAGAGGUAUCAGUUGGGUUAGGAGUGUAUGAGUGUUUGCAGCAUUAGUAUGAUGUAGAAUUUGUGGUGAGUAAUGACUAGCCAGCUAGCAGAUAGAGGAAGAGGAUGAACUCUGAAUUGGCCUUGAGUCAUCUUGCAGUUGGAAAAGUUGAAACUGUUACAGCAUCUAUGUUGGGCCAAGUAUUGGAAUAGAACCAGACAACUGCAUUAUUGUGAAACUGAAUAGCUGAAGAGAUCUUGCAAACAAUAUACGCAUUGUGUUGUACUGUACUUGCCUUCUAGAAGAGAACACAAGUUAAUUUAUAAUUUUAAGAUGGAAAGGGCAACAGGUCAGACAAGUGGGUUUAAUACUGAAUGAGAAAUGCAUGAUGCCCUUUUGAGAGGAGAAUGCAUAUAUGCUUUUAAAGGAUUGCUGGGAGAUCUGGUCAAAAAAAACUGGCAUCAUCAUUGUCUCUGUUCAAGCUAUAAUAGUGGGUCUUUGAGGAAUCAUAUCCAUAAUCUCUCUGAUACUAGUGCAUUAAUACUGUGACAGAACCACUAUAAAACUGGGAUUGACCCUUGCACUGAAAGAUGCUUUAAUGUUACUGAUAUGGAUUUUGUAAAUAGUCCAAUCUCACUGUUACUUCAACAUUUUCUUUGAAUAUGGUGAAUGACUUAUUUGCUUUCCCAUGUAAUGUCUCUAUUGCAACUGACUUGUUGGAUUAAGGUUCAUGGAUCGUAGAAGCUUUGGAACAUUUGGAGAAUAAGUCUUAGCUGACUAGUCCAUUGUGGAUGAUGUCACUCCAAGUGGAAAUGUACUUUUCAACAGGGCAAGUGAAUAUUAAGACUGAUUUGCUUAUUUUCCCCCGAGCUAUGGGUUGCUAAAUUAGUAACUACACCCAAUGCAAAGUCAAAUUGGUUAAGUUCAGUACACUUGACUGUGCCACUUGGUAGCACGCACACAAUUGUAGGAAUGCAUACGUCAUUUCAUGGGAUUGUAAAUUGAAGAGGAAUAGACUUCCUAGCUUCAUAUCCAUGGGAAUUGCCUUUAUCACUGCCUUGAUAGUCAGUCAUUUUGAGAUAAUGUUCUGUUUGAGUUCUAUUUGCAGAAAAUAAGUUGUGAUGAAAUCAGAAACAAAGUGAUGGAUAUACAAGAUGCCUUAAUCAGCACCUGUGAAGAGAAAUGAUGAGUUAUGAUGUUUUGGAUAUGUUCUGAGGAUGGACAAAGAGCUUGUAUUUUAUGUUCAACAAAAGUCACCAAUGACUUGUUAUCUCUUCACGGGUAUUGUCAGGUUUGUUCUGCAUCUCCAGCAGGUUUUAUUUCUGAUUUCCUGCAUUGGAUUGUCUUUCUGAUUUUAUUUACAUCAGCUUUGAUAUGAUUUGUGUUUGCAUAAUCUCUUGUUUAAUUCUGUGAUGCAUCAGAUUCCUUCCUUGUAAGAUUUUAUAUAUUGCCCUUUAACUUGUCUGCAUAAUUUAUUAUACUAAAUACAUGGGAAGCAAGUCCCCUUUUAACUGGAUGUUGAUGUUGCUCUCUUGUAUUGAUAAAUUUUGAUGGAUUGUGUACAAAAGAUUUUUUUCUUUUAAAGGUACAGUACAUAUCAAAUUCUUGUAUCGGGCCCCUCGUUAAAGCUGUGUUACCAAAGUUGUCACUGUUUUUAACAGAGCUUUUCCUCUUGUUUUUGAAUCAAGCAAAGGGUAUGGGAGAGAGUUGGUCUAAAAGCUGUAAUUAUUUAUUUCCCCUAUAUUUUAAGGAAAUAAGACUAGCAUUUUAUUUUGAUUGUUGAUCUCAGAGGUUAGUUCUGUGUUGUUUUAUCCUUUAUUUUGAAAUGGAGGAUGUAGUUAAACAUUUGCACCCAAGUUGCAGUUGUUCCAACUGCUGUUGGAAGUAUCUGCACUGAAAUUGCCUUUUGUAUCUGCACUGAUAUUGCCUUUGUUUAACCAUGGGGAUAAAAUGGGAUAAUACCCUGCAUCAUAAGAGCUUGUCUAGCCAUUAUUAUCUAUUCUGAAAGUAUACUAUUCGCAUCCGAAUUCCAAAAGCGUGACCCAUGUCACGUGUCAUUGGACUGCUAGAUGUUUCUCUAUCCUAGACAAAGGCCUUUUUUAAAAAAAACAAAUAAUCUAUUUUAAAAAAAAAACAGACAAUGGAGAAUAAGCCUUGAAUACCCAAUAAUUUGUAAUUUCUGUUACCCUAUAUAAAUAAAGUAGUUGAGUAUCACUCUUGUGCAUUAUUUGCUUUACCCCUAUAAUAGAUGUGUUCAUGAUUAUGUUGGACAUUUCUUGGAACUCUCUUGUUAUAGUUAGCUAGGUAAGCUGGUGGUUAUAUAUGACACUGACAUUUGUUUCCCUGGUAUUUUCCUAUACACAUAGGGUAUUUGAAUAUCAGAGCCAUACAUUGACAUUUUCACUGCUUAUUUGUAUGCCUAGACUAGCUAGAACAUGAAUUAAUACAAAGUGGUCUGCAUCUAUUCAUUCUUUAUUUGAUUUGAUGGUUUCAAGCAUUUGUAAUGUAUCCAGAUGUUUUGCUGCAAACUCCUGACAGGCAAUCCAACACUUUGGAAGUUUCCCAGUUGGGUUUGAAAUCGUCUCUGAUCAAUAUUGGUUAAUAGUGGAGACCUUUUGGUGAAUGGGGUUGGAAAUUAUAUUUCUUAGGUAUUCCAGAUAAGCCUUUUUAGUAGUGGGAUGAGUUCAAAUGAAAUGCUAUGUUGUAAAAUAUGGGGUAGGGUGAAUCCUCAAACACCUGGAGCUGCUAGCACUGAAAUUCUAUUUAAAAAUAAAAUAAACACUUUGUGCUAUA
Messenger RNA from Pristis pectinata (smalltooth sawfish), 5213 nucleotides. RefSeq names its product protein disulfide isomerase Creld1-like. Gene Ontology annotation, molecular function: calcium ion binding. The coding region runs from base 333 to 1589 and encodes 418 amino acids. The transcript is spliced from 11 exons. The record is from RefSeq and is a predicted model, not a curated record. Lineage: Eukaryota; Metazoa; Chordata; Chondrichthyes; Rhinopristiformes; Pristidae.